This is a messenger RNA of Chrysoperla carnea, 2380 nucleotides long. Its product is annotated as protein zyg-11 homolog B-like. Bases 150 to 2372 code for a protein of 740 amino acids. The record is from RefSeq and is a predicted model, not a curated record. The transcript has 16 exons. Gene Ontology annotation, molecular function: protein binding. Gene Ontology annotation, cellular component: Cul2-RING ubiquitin ligase complex. NCBI's taxonomy places the organism in Eukaryota, Metazoa, Arthropoda, Insecta, Neuroptera, Chrysopidae.
AAGAGAAGUACAGAUACCUAUCAUAAAAACUCAAGAAUAAUAUUAUAAAAAAACUAGCUUUUUAAAAGUGAUUUGUGUUUUAAAAAAAUAAAAAAUUAAUUUUUGUAUACAAAUAUGGAAUAUUAAAAAAAAAUAUUGAAAUCUAAAAGAUGCUUGAAUCACCAAACAGUUUACAAGAUCUGUGUAUCGAUGUAAUAUGUGAUAAUUUACAUGAUAUAUUUGAAGCAUGUUUAGUACAAGUUGACAUUGAUGUUCAUAAUUCAAUGAAUGAUGAAGAAAUGUUCUUACAUAAAACGACAACACAAAAUAUGUUCUUUGAUACACAACAAAUUCAUGAACCCACAAAUAUGUUACGGACCACAAAUAAAUUAAAAUAUAAAUUUAAAGAGAAGAAUCAAUUUUUAUGUGAAGUCUUAUCGCAAUCCUUGUUUGAUCGUAUGGUGUGUAAAGGUUUAUUAAAUGAUGAGACAAUUACGCUUUUUUCACCUAAUAAUACAAAAUUAUUUCAUAUAAAAUUAAAAGAUGUACUUAAAUUAACAACAAAAGGACUUAUCCAAAUAUCAAAUCAUAAAAUAGUUAAUUUAGAAUGUGUAAAUAUGUCGAUACCAGUCCCUGAUGUCAUACGAUGUUUAAGCGAAUGGUCAAUUCAAAAUUUAAAAUAUUUAAAUAUUUCUCAUAGUAUUUUUGAUAGUUAUAAUUAUAGUCCAAUAAUAUCUAUAUCACAAUUAAAAAAUUUACGUACACUAAAUGUAUCCGACACGGAAUUUAAUACACAUGCGUUGGAAAUUAUAUGUGAUGAUUUAAUACAUUUACAAUCGUUAAAUAUAUCAAAUACAAGAGUUGUUGAUAUAAAACCGUUAAUAAAAUUAAAAAAUCAAUUACAAUGUUUAUCAAUGUUUAAUUUAAUAACGGCAAGUUAUGAUUCAACAAUGAUACCUGUGAUAAUACAAUUAAAUAAUUUAACAUAUUUAGAUAUAUCCUGUGAACCUCCUGGAAUGAGUCCAUUUGAAAUAAUCAGUAGAGUGUGUGAUUUAGAUAAUUUAUUAAAAAAUGUUAACGCCUUACCAAAUUUAAUAUAUUUAGAUAUGUCUGGUAUGAAAAAUCCAAAUCAUAUUCAUUAUCAAAAAAAUUUAACUGUAGCAGGUAUGACUGAUGAAAAACAAAUUUUAACAUCGCUCAAAAUGUAUACUGAUCGCGCCAAUUAUGUUCAAAAAUCUUUAUAUUAUUUAUUUAGGUUAUCACCGACGUUAAACGAACCACGUGCUGAUAUUAUAAACCUUGUAUUACCUGCAAUGGCAAAUCAUCCAAAACAAUUUGGUGUGCAAAUGGCAGCAACUGCAUGCUUAUAUAAUUUAACCAAAGGUGAAUUUGCGUCGAAAAUCCAUCCAAAUUUAUUAAAAAAUGUUGUAAAUUUAACAAUUGAUGCUAUGCAUAAUUUUCCUAGCCAAAUACAGAUUCAAAAAAAUGCUUUAUUAACAUUAUGUAGUGAUCGAAUAUUACAAGAAGUAAAUUUUGAAAAAUUUCGUUGUGCAAAAUUGGUGAUAAUGGCUUUGUGUUCAACAGAUGAUCCAAGUAUGAAUCGAAUGGCUGUGGCUAUAAUUAGUAUAUUAGCUUCAAAAAUCACAACAGAAGAAACAAGUAUUAUAGGAUCAGUUCCAAUGUAUAUGAAAAAAUUAUUAUCAAUGAUCAAAGACAAAGUAAACGAACGUAAUUGUGACAUAACUAUGAAAUUUACAUUAAGCGCUUUGUGGAAUUUAACAGAUGAAUCAUCCAUUACGUGUUCAGUAUUUUUACAAGAAGGAGGAAUUAAUUUAUUUUUAGAUGUUUUAAUGACUUUUGCUGGUGAAAGUUCCAUCGAAACUAAAGUUUUAGGUCUUAUUAAUAAUAUUGCUGAAGUUCAAGAAUUGCGGCAUCAAUUAAUGAUACCAAAUUUAAUAAAUAAAUUACAAUGUUUAUUACAAUCAGAACAUAUUGAUGUCAGUUAUUUUGCUGCUGGAAUCAUCGCACAUUUAGCAAGUGAUGGGGAAGAAAAGUGGGGAGUUAAAGAAACACCGCGAUCUUUUAUGUUGGAUUCACUUGGGCAUGUUGUAUCGAAUUGGAAAACACCUGAUAUAGAAAUGGUUGCAUAUCGAACAUUUCGUCCAUUUUUUCCAUUGUUAAAAUCUGUGGAUAAUCAAAUACAAUUGUGGGCGGUGUGGGCAAUACAUCAUGUUUGCACUAAAAAUCCAAAAAGAUAUUGUCAAAUGUUAUUUGAAGAAGGUGGUAAUAUAUUACUGGAGACAAUAUUAGAGAAUACCGAUACGGAUUUACCAAUACGGCAACUAGCAACAAUAAUUUUAGAAACUGUACAAACUGAAAAAAUUAAUUUGUAAUAUUUAAA